Messenger RNA from Cucurbitaria berberidis CBS 394.84, 642 nucleotides. RefSeq names its product 40S ribosomal protein S5. The coding region runs from base 1 to 642 and encodes 213 amino acids. The transcript has 4 exons. Gene Ontology annotation, molecular function: structural constituent of ribosome; rRNA binding; mRNA binding. Gene Ontology annotation, biological process: ribosomal small subunit assembly; translation. Gene Ontology annotation, cellular component: ribosome; cytosolic small ribosomal subunit. Lineage: Eukaryota; Fungi; Ascomycota; Dothideomycetes; Pleosporales; Cucurbitariaceae. The record is from RefSeq and is a predicted model, not a curated record.
AUGUCUGACGGCGAAAUCGAGGUCGAGAGCCCUUCCGGCUAUGCCAUCCUUCCCAAGGAUGUUACCGACGAAAUUGGCAGCGUCAAGCUGUUCAACAAGUGGUCCUAUGAGGAGGUCGAGGUCCGCGACAUCUCCCUGACCGAUUAUAUCCAGAUCCGCUCCCCCGUCUACAUCUCACACUCGGCUGGCCGUUAUGCCGUCAAGAGAUUCAGGAAGGCACAGUGCCCCAUCAUUGAGCGCCUCACCAACUCGCUCAUGAUGAACGGCCGCAACAACGGAAAGAAGCUCAUGGCUGUGCGCAUUGUCGCUCACGCUUUCGAGAUCAUCCACAUCAUGACCGACCAGAACCCCAUCCAGGUCGCCGUCGAUGCUAUCGUCAACUGCGGUCCCCGCGAAGACUCCACCCGUAUUGGUUCCGCCGGUACCGUCCGUCGCCAGGCCGUCGAUGUCUCACCUCUCCGCCGUGUCAACCAGGCCAUCGCCCUGCUCACCAUUGGUGCCCGCGAGGCCUCUUUCCGCAACGUCAAGAGCAUUGCCGAGUGCUUGGCUGAGGAGCUGAUCAACGCUGCCAAGGGAAGCAGCAACUCGUACGCGAUCAAGAAGAAGGACGAGUUGGAGCGUGUCGCCAAGUCUAACCGAUAA